CUUCUCUUCCUGAUUUUUCUCUCUCCCUUUCUUCCAAUCCCCUAUUUUUGUUUCUCUGUGCCUGGAAAGUGUUUGAUGAAAAUCCAAUAAGGCUGGAAGGGCAGUAUUAAUCUAUGUUAGUCAUCUGAUUUCUUUUUUCUAUUAUUUAGUUCCAGUAGAAAAUAACAAGUUGAGUAGACCGACUAGCUUUUUGCAAUUUAGGUAUUGAAGAAGAUCAUCGUGACUGCUUUUUCUUUCAUGCAAUAGUUCAGGUUUAUUGUUCUUAGUUUUUCUGUAGUGGUUAAUUUGAUUGCUAUGGAUUAAAAUCUAGAGCUACCUUAUAAUACUGCUUGAAAAUAGCUUUGGCUCUUCACACAUGGGAGUAAUAGGCACUGUUCAAGAAGGCGCUACUAGGCGCUCGCCUAGGCGCGCUUAAGCUCUGGGCGCUGGCAUAGCGCCUCGCUUUGGACCUAGGCGCUCAGAAAAGCGCCCAGAAAGGUCCUCCGGCAAGAAAUCGUGUUUCUCAGGCAGGAAAUCAAUCUCCCCAGCCAGGAUUUGACCUCCCCAGCAAAGAUCCAUCCUCCCCGACGAGGAUUCAACCAAUCCAGCAACAAAUCAACUGAUUCCGGCGAGAGAUCAAGCAUUUCCGGUGAGAAAUCGACUGAUUCCGGCGAGGGAUCAAGCAUCUCCGGUGAGAAAUCGAGCUUCACUGGCUGACUGGUUCCCAUGUGCAGCAAGGGAGAGAGGAAGGAGAGAGGCGGCGUGAGGUGGAUCCCUAAUUUUCUGUCGACUGUGCACGUAUGGGAGGCUUUAGUAGGAGAAUUGAAUAGAUGGGCCAGUGGUUUAAUGGGCCAGAUCAGCCCAUCUACCUUGUUUCUUCAUGCUACAGUGGAAACGCCUAGGCGCGCCUAGGCGACGCAUAAGCGGGUUGUGCGCAAGUAGGUCACAAAACGCAUAAGUAACGCCCAGCGCCUUCUUGAACUUUGGUAAUAGGACAGUUUGCGUUCCUAAUUUUCUUUUCUCUGUAUAUGUACAUAGUUUUCAGAUUCUAAUUGUUUGCUACUGAAGCUUAUGUUUUUCUUUUUCGGAAUUGGGUGCAUAUGAACAAUGCAACGGAGGUUAUGUUAAUUCCUAGAGUCUUAUAUGUUCUUUUGUCUCCUGGUGAUUACUUUGAAUGGCUGUGUGAGGUAAUAGAGCUAAUAGCUUUUGUUUCUUCAUCACUAUAAACCGUGUCUGAUUUCAAAACUGAGAGCCAUAAAAUAUAUGCAUUAAUCUCUCUUGAUAUUUUCCCAUACGACCAACAUUAAUCUAUGUUGAUGUGUUCUAUGCCAAUUCAUUGCCGAUGGAGUGCCAACAUUAAUCGUAUAUAAAAUUUAGUUCUAACUUGCAAAAAUGUUCUGAUUACUGUUUGUGUGUGUGUGGCUGCACAUCUGUGCCGUUCCAACUGCUCCGUUCUUACUUUGAACACCGAGUUGAGCAGUGGAUCACGCGGGAAAAAAAUCAAACCGCUUCAAAUAAAGAAAUACUCUUCUGAAACUAUGCUCCUCUUAGGACAGACACACCUCCUGUGCAUAUGGUUGCAGGUUGUAUCCAUGCCAAGAUAGCACCUUGUAUGCAUAAUAUGGACCAUAUUUUGAAUAUACGAAAAAUCAAUUUAUUUAGUUUUCUUGCUGUCAGAAUAAGAGCAUGAAACCAACUUCCAUCAAACACAUAUCUGCAGCAUUAUACUAUGUACAGGGUGCAGAUAUAUAUAUUUGUUGACCAAGCAAUUCCCUUCUUCUGAGUAAACGACCAAUAUAUGAUUACCAAUCACCCAAUUUCCUCCCUAUUUUUUUAUUGCAACAUAACAUAUUGUAUUCUCUGUUUUCGAAUCUUAGUGUAAUCUGAUGUGCGAACAGACAUGCCUUUAUUCACAAAAAAGCAGGCAGUGUAAGUGAAGAACACCUAAAACAGAUGGAAAAUGCAAUUACAGACACACCGUCGUUCUAUUUUUCUACAGGAACACAGGUUGCAAUUCCAGUUUCAUCGACGGACUCGCUCACUGCUCUAGAAGGUGCUUUGGCUUGUUUCUCUGACCGAUUUAUUGGGACAUCUCACAUGGAUCUUCAUGCCUCAUAUACCUAUUUUUUAUUCUCUCGUCAAUUCCACAUGUCUGCUCGUCCAUUGCACGGUACUAGAUGGUCCCUGUUAAGUUAAUUCGAGGUGGGUAAGGUUUGAAUCUCUAUAAGACUCACAGUCAGGUACGACUGGAGGCAUAUUAUGCAUGUCUACUGUUAUGAGGUUUCAGUUUUCGACUCUAUGCAAUUCUCGGUGCAAGGGCCCCCGCUUCCUUGUUGUGACGUUGCAGCCUCACCGGCCCUUCUGCAGGCAAGAGUUAUGUCCAGAUGAGCUAACCCUUUACUAUCCAAACCUUCUGAAGGUCAUUAGCUCUGAUUCUUUGGAAAAAAGGUUGAGAGCUAUACACAACAACGCUAAAGAUGGAGCGGCCUGCCAUGUAUUAGGGCAUACACAUUUCUGUUGGGAUUAUGCGGUUGACAAUAUCAGGUAUGUACAAGCGCCUCUGGCAUACCCUCGAGAAAGAAAGCGAAGGAUAAAUGGAGGCCAAGGAUGGCUGCCGUUUUUUGUAUAUUGUGAUGGCUUCAACCCUGAAACAAGAAUAGAAGGGAGCCUGAGAACACUCAGCUUGCGCCAUGGGGAGCCUUGGCGCAGUGGUAAAGCUGCUGCCUUGUGACCAUGAGGUCA
Molecule: messenger RNA, 2721 nt
Organism: Triticum dicoccoides
Lineage: Eukaryota; Viridiplantae; Streptophyta; Magnoliopsida; Poales; Poaceae
Exons: 5
Coding region: 2243-2710 (155 amino acids)
Source: RefSeq, a predicted model, not a curated record